This is a messenger RNA of Diaporthe batatas, 1524 nucleotides long. RefSeq lists its product as uncharacterized. The record is from RefSeq and is a predicted model, not a curated record. NCBI's taxonomy places the organism in Eukaryota, Fungi, Ascomycota, Sordariomycetes, Diaporthales, Diaporthaceae. Gene Ontology annotation, molecular function: transmembrane transporter activity. The coding region runs from base 1 to 1524 and encodes 507 amino acids. The transcript is spliced from 6 exons. Gene Ontology annotation, biological process: transmembrane transport.
AUGCCUUUCGGAAUCAUCGAUACGGAAUUGAAGGAUGGUGGGCAGAUACCGGGCACAGAAAUACUUAUUGGCGGUAGUCGCCUCUGGCCGCGGUGGCAGAAAGAGGCCGCAUUUUUUGUCAUUUUCGCCAACGCCAUUAUCUUUGCUAUCCUGCCAGGGCCCAUCAUAGCCCCAGCCACCUUUGCGCUCGCGCCGAUACUGGGCGUGACUCUGACCGAGGUCGCCGAGCUCUCAGGCUACCAGCUCUUACUUGUUGCCGCUUUGGGACCACUCGUCUCCGUCCUCGCCCAGAAAUAUGGAAAACGCCCACAGUUCCUCUUCGCCGCCACAACAGGCACCCUGGGGACCAUCAUCUGCAUCGUCGGCUCCCAGCAGAACAACUACCACACCCUCCUCGCAGGCCGCCUGGUCCAGGGCCUCGGCGUCACAGCAUGGGAGAGCCUGUCCCUCGCCGCCGUCGGGGACAUGUUCUACCUGCACGAGCGCGGGUGGCGCACGGCGGUGAUCGUCUGCUCCCUGGCGUGCAUGGCCUCGAUGGUCUCCAUAAUCAGCGGCGUCAUGUUCCAGAACCACGGGUACCAGAACCUCUUCGUGGCCGAGCUGCCCUUCGACAUCGUCGGGCUCCUGGCAACGGUCUUCCUGCUCCCGGAGACUCAAUUUGUCCGCGCUGCAGCAGCGCCCCGGUCCGCGGACACGACGCAGGAUGUGCAGGCCGGCACCGACGGGGCCGAGAAGACCUGGGAGCACCAGGCCGAAAAGGUCCCUACGACCAGCAGCACGGCUCAGCCCCGGACCCCCAGGAGGUCCUUCGUGAAGACCCUUACCCCGUGGGAGCGGACAAACUACACUAACAAGUCGAUCCCACACCUGCUUUCCGAGAUCUUUGUGCACCUGAUCAACCCCGCAGUCUUCUGGAUCCUGAUGGUCAGCGCCGUCCUCGUAGCCUUCUUCGUGGUCUCCGCCUACAUCCUCUCGCAGAUCUGGUCCGUGCCGCCUUACAACCUCAACGUCGCCCAGAACGGCUACUUUUGGGCCGGCGCGUUCGUGGGGGGCGUCCUCGCCGUCUUUGUGGGGCCCCUGUGCGACUGGUCCGCCAGGGCCCUGGCGCGCGCCAACCGCGGCGUGUACGAGGCUGAGUUCCGCAUCCCCGUCAACAUCCUCGGCGCGCUGUUCUGCGGUCUCGGGUGGUUCCUGUUCAUGUGGGUCGUGGAGAACCCGAGGCCGGACGGGUACCUUUUGGGUGCUUUCUGUCACGGCUGCGCUUGCUUUGGGAUCUCUGUGCCUUCGACAUCGGCCGGGUUGUACAUCCUACAGUCGACAGAAGUCUUUGUGCUUCAAAUGAUGUUGAAGAACUUCCUCUUUUACGCCUUCUCGACCUUCAUCAACACCUGGGCGGGCGAGGCUGGUGGCGGUGAGGUGUUCAGGGUCUUCGGCAUCGUCUCGCUUGUCCUGAUUGCACUCUGUAUCCCGAUGUACAUCUUCGGAAAGCUGAACCGGAAGCUGAUCGAGGGAAAACACGUGUAA